Molecule: messenger RNA, 3047 nt
Organism: Saccostrea cuccullata (small rock oyster)
Lineage: Eukaryota; Metazoa; Mollusca; Bivalvia; Ostreida; Ostreidae
Product: ceramide kinase-like
Exons: 12
Coding region: 29-1441 (470 amino acids)
Biological process (GO): phosphorylation; ceramide metabolic process
Molecular function (GO): ceramide kinase activity
Source: RefSeq, a predicted model, not a curated record
AGAUGGAAACACUGGGACCCCAGACGUCAUGGUUUUGAAAGUUGACGUGAAGUUGGUUGUUUUAGAGGCAGAUGAAGUAAUAAUCAGGAAAGUUAAAGACAAGCCUGUGAGCAUAAAGAUCUGUGAUUUGAUUGGCUGUCAGACCUGUGAAGAACCCUCCAGUUCUCUGUCCAGUCUGUUUAUGACACCCCCUAACAUUGUCAUCCGGUAUAUCUCUAGAGGGCAGCAUUACAAAUGGACAGCUGAGACUGUGGAGGUCAUAGGGUCAAAGGAAAACUGUGAGGCACUGAAGAAUGAAAUCAACAAUAAACUAGGUCAAGAAAAGGAAAGGCCCAAGAAAUUGGCAGUCUUUAUCAAUCCAAUUGGAGGGAGCCAGACUUCUAUGAGUGUUUACAGCAAGGUUGUCACCCCUUUAUUUAAAGCUGCAAACAUCACUUGUGAUGUCAUGGUUUCUGAGAGACCAAAACAUAUGAUUGAUCUGGUGAGUGGUUUUGACACAGCUAGUGUAGAUGGAUUGGUUGUAGUUGGUGGUGAUGGAACAUUACUUGAGAUUUUGAAUUGUCUUCUGACAAGAGUUCAAAAAGAGGCUGGAUUGGAUUACGACCAGCCAUCCUGUAAACUGAAACCAUUGGAGGUGCCAAUAGGAAUCAUCCCAACAGGGACUGGUAAUGGAGCUGCUACUGGCCUGUACGGUAAUAAUGAUGUUGUCACCGCUGUUCUACACAUCAUCAGAGGUCAAACUAAUUAUAACAAUGCCCAGGCAGUUUACAGUGGUAGAAAGCUAGUAUCUUUCAGUGGUGGAGUCUGUGUAGCAUAUGGGUUGUUCUCUGACAUUAUUUAUCACACAGACAGAAAUCGAUGGCUGAAAAGAGCAAGAUAUGUUGUUGUUCCUAUAAAUAUACUACUCUUCAAAAGACAAAGGCAAUUUACUGCAAAAGUCACUGUUUUCCCAAAGGAGCAGAAUACAGACUCCAGUGAUGAAGACACAGAUGCCACAGGCAGGGAAGAAUCAGCUGCAACAGAAGGAAAAGAAGCAGAGUUUUCAAGUAAUUUAAUUGGAGUGGCAUCUUUUGGGGUUGAUUUUCUCAGUGUUGCAACUGAUUCAAAGCUGGACUUUGUUAAAGCAACACAGAGCAGCAGAAAAAAUGGUGGUUUCUGUCUUUUUAUCAACAAACGCACCAGUCGGACCCAAUUCUUAACUCAUUUUUUCCAGUUAAUGACAUUGACCAGGUCUGCAUUUGAGAAGGAUUUUUUGAGUACACACUCAGUUAGGGGCUAUAAAGUAAAAGUUCUGAGUCAUGAUGAGUCACCACAGGCAAACUCACAAGAAGCAGAAAUCAACAAGUUGGUUGAUGUAGAUGGAGAACUGAUAGAAAUUGUAGAUGAAGAAUAUGAAGUUUGGAACCAUAUGAGGAUAAUAAAGUUCUACACAUGUUUUUGAGAAUUGAAUGAAAGGAGUUCUGGAGCUAUAACAAAUAAGUUGGAGCAGCAAGAACUUUGUGACAAAAUGGUGGCAAAUUGUUUAUAAUUAUUACUUUAUGUCACUAAUGUCCAUUUUCAGAAAUACUAUACAUAAAUAUUAAAUGAACCAAUGACUAUCCAUAUACGUGUACAGACUACCUAUUCAUGUAUUUUUCUUCAUAUAACAUUCAGGGAACUUUUAUAAUAUACCCUGCAUACUGAGGAUAAAAACUUAAACCUUAUACCACUAUACAUAUACUGUAAGUCGUUUUAAUUCCACGGUGUUAAGAUUUCACAAUUUCUCAAAAAGUACCAAUCGCGAUGGUUUUAAUUUCACGCUGUUAGAAGUUAAUUAAAUUUUUGUAUAAGCAUUUUAAAACGUUUUUAUAAAAUAAAAACAAAUGAUGACAUUCGCUAUUGGUUUAAUUUCGCUGAGAAAUAGUGAAUCGUGAACAUAGUGAAAUUAAAACCCUCAUGUUUAUUUGCCCAUCUACAGUAUACUAAGUAUAUAGAAUGAUUUGUAGAUGUUAAUUGUUGUAAUUGUUAAUUGUAUCUUUAAGUUCAUCUUAAUGAAGUCUAUGGAACUUGUACCAUAUUCUUGGCAUUCGAGUUGAUGUCACCAGUUCCAUUUUCUGAAGCAGAUCUUUAUUACAUGUAUUUGACAUGCUAGAUGGUGCAGUAUGUUUCAUUGUACCAUUCAAGUUUCAGAUUAGAAUGAACAAUUAAAUGGUUUGGAGCAGGCUUCAAUUAUAGGAGCAGGUCUCAUUCCAAAGUAAAAGAUCCCCCACUGCUCUUAGGUUGGAGAUGUCAAGUAAAAGUCUAAAUAUGCAGCCCUCUGGUGGCUAGUAGUGGCAUCCCAAUAUGUCAGAAUGAAAAGUUUGUGAAGGGAUGUUAAUCAGAUAAGUAUAAGCCAUUUAGGGAUUAAUCUUGCAUGGAUAAUGUAUCUGAGGGUGCACACUGUCGGAUUUUUUCAGUUGCUGCAUCUAAUAUGUAUUUUCUGGAUGAAUGGAUGAAUAGGUUUAAGUUUUUGGAGCAAGUCCAUUCAAUUUUCAGUAACUAUAAGCCUUGUAUAGACAGAACUUGUAUAAGUGAUGUUUCUGUAGAGAUGCACUUUAACAGACUAACUGAUUUUGGAUUCUAGACUCUUUAUGGGAUAAGUGACUAGAUCAAUUUUUUUGAGCAGGUUUUUUAUUUCUGAGUAACUAUAAACGUUUCUGUGCAAAAAAAGAUGCAUGUAGGAUGCACAGUACUAGAUGUGCUUUGUAUCCUCUCAAGAUCUGACCUAAAUUUUCCAAAUAUGUGAACAGGCUUAAGUUUUUUGAGAAGAUUCAUUUCAAAGUAGGGAGACUAACAUGGGUGAUGCACAAUACUGUAUUGAUGCAAUACUACUGAUGAUUUUUGUUGUUGUUGUGAUGUUUUGUCUUUUUUUUUAUAUUGUAAGCUUUUAAUCUUUGAUUAUUUAUAAUUCAAUAAUGAUUUGACCAAGUCUACCUACACUUAAUUCAGGUUUACAAAAUGAUAAUCUCUCAAAUUAUUUAUGUUGAUGGUGCUAAUUAAGAUGUACAUUUAAUUAUGUUUAUAUAGAC